This is a messenger RNA of Eutrema salsugineum, 1854 nucleotides long. RefSeq names its product zinc finger BED domain-containing protein RICESLEEPER 2-like. The transcript has 4 exons. Bases 1 to 1854 code for a protein of 617 amino acids. Gene Ontology annotation, molecular function: protein dimerization activity; DNA binding. The record is from RefSeq and is a predicted model, not a curated record. Lineage: Eukaryota; Viridiplantae; Streptophyta; Magnoliopsida; Brassicales; Brassicaceae.
AUGGAAUCUGAGAAGCAUCGUUCUGAUGAUGGAGACAUCCCAACGGAUCCGAGUGGUGGUAGCGAGGGGUCAAGUCUACCUCAGUCAACCACAGAUGACUCGGCGGGUCAGGGCAAAUGGAAAAAGACCUCACCUGCGUGGGAGAACUUCACUGUCAUCACCAAAGUUGUUGAUGGUGUCUCGGAGUUAAGAGCCAAGUGCAUUCACUGCACAAAGGACUACGCUUAUGAACCACACAAGCAAGGUACUUCCAACUAUAACCGACACUCACUAGUAUGCAACAAAAUGCCUAGAAAUGGGGAUGUAGGUUCUAUGCUAGUUACUGGACAUGGGAAAUUACAAGCUAGGAAGGUUGAUCAGAGUGUCUUCCGUGAUAUGGUAGCAAAGUGCAUAAUUGAGCAUGAUCUUCCCUUCUCCUAUGUUGAAUAUGGUAGAGUUAGGUCGAUCUGGUCAUAUUUGAAUGCUGAUGUGAAGUUCAUCACUAGAAAGACAGCUGCCGCAGAUGUGUUUAGGUUUUAUGAGCUUGAGAAGUCAAAGUUGAAGAUAGAAUUGUCUGAAAUCCCUGGAAGAAUCUCCUUCACAUCUGAUCUUUGGACUGCAAUAACUGUGGAAGGGUACAUCUGUUUGACUGCUCAUUACGUGGAUAGGCAUUGGAAGUUGAGGAGUAAGAUUCUGUCUUUUUGUGCUAUGCCUCCUCCACAUACUGGAAUCGAUCUAGCUAUGAAGAUUGUAGGGUUAAAGGUGAUGGGUGAAGCUUUGGGAAAAGUCCGAAACAGUAUCAAGUAUGUUCAGGCUUCAGAAGCUCGUAGGAAGCUGUUUAAAAAUUGUGUGGAUUCGGUUGGGAUUGAUCAGAAGGCUGGUUUGACAUUAGAUGUUCCAAUACGUUGGAACUCAACUUUUCAAAUGCUGGACAGAGCUCUAAAAUAUCGUUCAACAUUUGAUAGUUACCAAGGCAUUGAUCACGGCUACAUGUUUCAACCCACGGGAACAGAGUGGAAUUUGGCCACUCAAAUCUCUGAGCUACUUCAACCAUUUGAUGAGAUCACCAACCUGAUAUCAGGUUCAACUUAUCCGACCUCUAACCUCUACUUCAUGCAAGUGUACAAGAUCGAGUUGUGGUUGAAAGAGCAUGAGAACAGUGAAGAAGAUGUUAUUGUGGAGAUGGUUAAGGCUAUGAAAGGAAAAUUUGAUAAAUAUUGGCAUGAGUAUAGCGAGAUUCUUGCAAUGGUAGCAGUGUUUGAUCCUAGGUUUAAGCUAUCACCACUAGAGUUUUGUUUUUCAAGUCUGGAUGAGAGUACUUGUCAACAGAAGGUGGAACAUGUGGAAUCAAAACUCAAACAGCUUUUCGAACCCUAUUCUAGGCCAGCAGCUGAUAUCGCUCCAUCAGCUGGAGAAAAUGUACAAGAAUCAGUGGGUGGAGCUGAAUCAUCGCAGAGCACUCCAUAUGAGGCUUUUCACAAUUUCCGCAAGAACAAUGUGAGUGCUAGUGGAAAGAAUGCAUUGGACUUAUAUCUUCAAGAGCCAGCAGUUGACGUGAUGGUCUUUCCAAGUUUAGAUGUUCUGUCUUAUUGGAAAGACAAUGCUCAUCGAUUUGGGGUGUUGGCUACAAUGGCUUCAGAUCUUCUCAGCAUUCCUAUAACCACAGUUGUAUCUGAGUCCUCUUUCAGCAUUGGCUCACGAGUUCUAAACAAGUAUCGCAGUUCUCUUCUCCCACGAAAUGUGCAAGCCCUGAUAUGUGCUCGUAAUUGGCUCAGGGGUUUUGAACCCUAUGAUAAUGAAUCAGAAAAUGCUGAAACCAUUGAUCAAGCUGAGAGUGAGAUACCUUCAGUUGAAUCGUUUGCUUCAGCAAUGUGA